GACCACAGCGCCGACGCGUUCCGACUUGCACGUUGUCUCUAAAAAGAUAGCAACUCUCGCGGCCCGGUUGUCAGUCUCGUUGCGGUCGUUCUGCUAUUCGUACACUUUAAAGACGGGCGUCGAAGCCCCCUCCCCACCCCAAUCGUCUUCCUCGUUUGAUUUUCGUCUCUUUUUCUUCUUGUUAUUCGUCUCUUCUCCUCUCUGUCUGGCGGAGUCCUCGAACGCCACGGCACUUUCUCUUUUGGCUCGUCCUCGAGUGUGGCACACACAGACAAGUCAUCCAUCUCUUCUAUUUUUUUUUUCCCUCCCAAUUCGUUUUUAUUCCUCUUCUGUCCGUCUUCCAGACUUGUUUCUUUCAUUCGCUCCCUCUUUCCUUCCUUCCUUUGCUAUUUGUUCCAGUACGCCAACGACGGCAGUGACGACCGACGUUCUCGUUCUCUCUGUGUGAUUUGUAUAACGAGGAAGAAGAGCACAAGAAAACGAAAGUACAGAAUACAAGAAGAGACGAAAAAAAACAAACAAAACAACUCGAUAGCAAAAGUCAAACACACACACACACAUUGGCCAAGUAAAACGAACGAGAAAAAAGCAAUCGGUGUUGAUUCUCGUGCACAUUUGAGGCGCGAAAAAAAAAAUGGGCCCUUUGAACGUUGGCAAAUUGUGUUUUCCGCAAAUCGUGGCUUUGUAAUCGAGUGCGACUAUUUCUCUUCUCCUCUCUGAUCUAGUUGCUCUUGUUAACGUGCGCCGCCUCCUCUUAUGUGUCUGUGUUCGUGUGUGUGGCGUGUGGCGUGUCGGUGCCGGUGUAGUAGUGUGUGUGUGCCUGGGUGCACUGGGUGAUGCCAGAGCGGCUUUUCUGUGUAUACACUUUGAUCCACUUGACGCGCCGGCCCGUCGUUUUCGGAUGUAGCAGGCACGAGUCAAGAAAAUAAAAUUUUUGAAAGCAAAAUACGGAGACAACUAAAACGAAGCAUACAAGCAAACCAAGAGUGGACGGGUUAACAACAAGAAGAAAAUAGGAAAAUAAAAAAAAGACAUGUUGACUUGGUUUCGGCGUGCGACAUGGUAGCCAGUUGUCAGUGCUGACUGCUCAUUCGUCCCUUCUGCUGGCUGUCGUUUUCAACAUUCAACCGCACAAUCCAACGGACAAGCCGUCGUCGACUAGUCGGACGCAUUCGACUUUGUCGCCCUUUUUUUUGUGUGUGUUGCUGGUUCUCAUUUUACUUCACACACAGAAGACAGGCCUCUGUUGGUUUGUGUUGGUCGUGUUAAACCUACGGGCCUUCCCAUAAAACCCGAUUAAGGAAUCCCGCUCCGGUUAGAGAGCGGAAGCUGGAUGGAUUUGCCGAUCCAACAUUACAAGGAGAACGGCGCCGAAGAGCAGCUACAACAGUCGUUAGCCAUGCGGACCGAGUGGGAACCUUGUCUAGCGCAUCAUCCACCGCUCCAGAGCUUCGGCUGUGACGCCGAGUUGGCCGAGCGAGGAGGAGGACCGCCCCCUCCGCCACCACCUUCCAAGCGCCGUUUUCGCAGUCCCACUUCGCGCAAUAAACCUAACGACAGUGCGACUUGCGCCACCAUGGACGACCGGCACGGAAAGAUGCGGGAAACGCUCAUGGAUCGUCAGGUUCAAAAGGCCGGAGGUCUUUUAGGCGUGACUUCACGCGGACUCUUGAUUCUAGGCCUUCUUUUGGUGUUCAUCCUGAUCCUACUCGUUAUUAUCGUUGUUCUGGCCGCCUUAUGGCCUCGCACUGCGGCACAAGAGGCACCUAAAGUCUGUGACACGCCAGCGUGCUUACGAGCCGCCGCCCAGGUCAUCGGCAGUAUGGAGAAUCACACGUCGCCGUGCACCAAUUUCUGGAACUAUGCCUGCCACAGCUGGUUAGUUUCCAAUCCGCUGCCGCCGUGGGCCAGCAAGUGGAGCAUUCGCGAAGAACUCGCCCAUCGAGCGCACGAAGAAAUGAGGAAACUGAUCGAGACGAUGCCCCAUCCUACGCGAGUCGACUCGUUAUCUUGGAAGCUCAAGUACUUUUACGAAUCGUGCACCGCUCUCGAGCACAUUGUCGUCCCCGAGCAGAAACUCAUCCGCAUCAUCGAUCAAAUGGGUGGCUGGGGAGUUCUGCGGAGUUUUUCCGUCUAUUCGUGGAACUUCCGCAUGGUCCUGCGUCGGCUGCAUGCCGAGUACGGUGUCAACGCUUUCUUCCGCGUCGACGUUGUCGCUCAUCCCAACUUUCCCGACAAGAGCAUCGUCAGAAUAUCGCCUGAUGGACUAGGACUUCCCGACCGGAACUAUUACUAUCGUGAACCUGACCAUGCGCCAGAUGUACCAAGGAGGCGGCUGUCGCAGCCCGGGACGAUCAACACCUACAAAGUGUUUCUGAAAGACGCCGUUCAAUUGCUGGGAGCGACCAGCAUGGAAGCCACUAAAUUCGCCGAGGAAGUGUUCCACUUCGAGAAGCGCAUCGCCGAACUGACGCCCAACACCGAGGAUAUUAUUAAUCCCGUCAAGAGCAUACAAAUCCUGAACGUGGCCGAUCUGCAGCGCCAGUCAUUCUCCAUACCGUGGCUGGAAAUCCUGCGAGCCAUUUAUCCGACGACCGUUUUCGAUGACUCCACUGAAUUGCUGAUCACGUCACCAGAUUACUUGAAAGACAUUUCUUCCAUCGUUUCUUCAUCCGAUCGAAGCACUCUCAACAACUACCUGAUGUGGAGGCUGGCACAUAAUUACCUACCGUAUUUAUCGCGCGAGUACUGGGAAGUGCUAGAUAUUCACAAACGAGAUACCCUGGGUACGAAUAUAGGCGCCUACUUCUUACUUAAAAGUGCCAAGGAAUCGGUGGACCGCUGGGAAAUGUGCAUCGUGACGACGCAGAAAUACUUCCGCUUAGCUAUGGGUUCCAUUUACUCAAAGAACAAUGUAGCCCUUAAGGACAGCCGCAACGGAGUAGCGAUCAUCUACGAAUCGUUGAAGAACGGCUUGGCUAGCAGCUUGUCUGGUAGCUCGCUGUACAGUCCCAGUCUGAGGUCGAGAGCUCUUGAAAAGCUGAUGACGUUGAGCGUUCAAGUCGGUUACCCGGAGCAGGUGUUGGCUUCAUCCUACCUGGACGAUUUUUACACGGCCAUGAGCGUCCAAGUCAACGAUUUUUUGGGCAAUAUUCUUUACGGCGUCCACUUUUUACGCAAAGUAGAGGAACGCGUCUUGCUCAAUCCACUGCCCGAACACAAAUGGCUGGCUUACCUCUCCAGAGAUACAAUCACAUACGUCCCCGAAUCCAAUCGAAUCAUCAUACCAGAGCAUCUUCUUCUUCCACCGUUCUACAACGUCAAUUAUCCACAACCAAUCUUGCUAGGAUCACUUGGUGUGCAGCUGGCUGUAGCCAUGGUAGCGUCCAUCAGUCAACACGGCGUUCUUUACGACGGCCAGGGUGUCUUGAUCGAUCGUGAGUCCACCAUCGGUAACGAUUCGCUUUCAUUGACAAACAACCAGCGCAAGUGUCUGGUGGAUGCACUGCACCAGAAGAAGGUCGACGACGAAGACUUCCUCAGACGCACCGUAUUCGAAACCCUUGUGCAACUAGCCGGUGUCCGACAGGCACUCAAGGUCGUGACCAAUCCCAGCAUUGAGCAACGGAGGACUGAGUACAAAGCUCUCGAAUUCCUUACUCAUACGCAGCUAUUCUUUGUUGCUUACGCCCAGUCGAUGUGCUCCCACACGACUCUCAAACACAGAGACAUGGAGAGGUCGACCACAUUCCGCCUUGGCGACGAAGAAAUGUUACGAGCGACCAUGCUGCAAAUGCCUGAAUUCACGGAGGCGUUCAUGUGCAAUUCGACGUCACAGCUGCACCACGGAAAGGUGUGCGGGCGAAUCAUUUAAAGCGCCAUGCACAAAUGGGAAUCCAUCGAUCCAUAAACAUAAAACUCCAAAAAACGAAUCAAUUUAGGUAGUGAAAAACAAAACGCAGGAGUUUAAGCGAAGUUCACAUAUUAUAAGGGAAGCGAAUGUGGCGUGAAUUUUUGUAGCAAUACGAAUGACAAGGGUGUGUACUUAAACGCUGAUUGCGUAAUUUUAUUUUUAUUUAAUUUUUUUUUCAUUUUCUUGGAAAAGGGGGGGGGGACUAAUAAAUACAAUUAUAAGACGCGCCUAAACGAACGGAGAACCGUCCGGCAUCCUCUCCUGAUCAUCCUCAAUCCGUAACUGAUAUGUUAUCAUUGUUGUGUAUGCUGUGACGUUUCAAACGAAAUCACUCGAGGAGGGGUAAAACGCGCCAAUUUUGAAUUCCAUCUUUAAAUGAUUAUUAUAGAGUAAAAAACUGUUGAGUGUGCGAGUUGUUUGUUUCGCAACACCGUAUUAAAGAAAAGAGUUUUAAAAAAUGAAAAAAAAG
This is a messenger RNA of Daphnia magna, 4382 nucleotides long. Its product is annotated as endothelin-converting enzyme 2. Bases 1334 to 3874 code for a protein of 846 amino acids. Gene Ontology annotation, biological process: protein processing. Lineage: Eukaryota; Metazoa; Arthropoda; Branchiopoda; Diplostraca; Daphniidae. Gene Ontology annotation, molecular function: metalloendopeptidase activity. The transcript is spliced from 18 exons. Gene Ontology annotation, cellular component: plasma membrane. The record is from RefSeq and is a predicted model, not a curated record.